UCUUUUAGUCCCUUCUCCAGCGGGGCGAUAUCUGUCAACCCGGAAGUGUAACUAGUCGUUAUCAGGGCUGAAAUUCCACCAAUUUCUUGCCAGUGAGCACAUUUCCGACACACAUUUGCUUAUCUCACCAGCACUGCUGUACUUCGGGGGAGAUAUGGUUUUAAUGGCGUCCGAAACCCUCAACCUCCAGCUAGCUCUAUUUUAAUGGUUCCUCCAAUUCAAUAAACCUCACCUCAGUCGGCCCAUAAAUUAGCGGUGUAUUAGGCAAGCGGGAGAAACAAUUAAAACUUAAUUUUACCAUCUCUUCCUCGGCGGCAGCACGGUGCGGCGCAGGGCUUAAAGGUUACGCAUUAUCAGUGCGCACACGGUAGCUCAGUUGAUAGCGGCGGGAGCGUUUGUCUGUGGCGCUUGCGGGCUGUGGCCUUGAUGAUGAAGAUGAUGAUCAUCUCACGAAAGCUCGAGAAUACGCAGGAGGGAUUUCGAUGGAGGGGCGCACUAGGGCGUACUGCAAACUUUCGGCAUGAAUGAAUUGGAAGAAGCCGGCUUGAAGAAGGAUCGUUUCGACAACGUAACGCGUUGUCGCGCGCGCGGUCGCCGCGGUUUCGUAAUGAGUCCGGCCGGGAGUUGGACGGGGGUAACAUCGUGCAAUCAACCACACAGACUCACAUACUUACAUACCUGUGUGUGUGUGUAGAAUGGGCUACAAAAAAUAAAAGAAACAAUCGGCGAGGCCCCCACUUAACGCCUCGCGCAAAACGGUGUGCGUUUCGGUGUGCGCGCAAGAUGCGCACGAAACAAAACACACACACUUAGGGGAACACACAUAUCAGCAGGUCUAUGAGCCGGCCUACCGGGCGGGUGGUAGAGUUUGUGGUUCAAGGGGUGCGAUAGAUGUGCGUGUGGUUGUGCGCGAGGGUUGGGUAUAUUUAAUCACACCGCAUCAUCAGUACUGUCGCGGCCGCGUAGAUGCGCUAGGGAAGCGAGUGGGGAGGGAGCUGUGGUGAGGGUAGAUUGGAUUGGGGUGAAUCGCGUUUGCUUCGCGAACGAAUGCGCCAGGGUUAAACGCCAUACCGGUGCGCUCGGGCACGCUAGUGUAGUUCCGACGAUUGGCGCAACGCGACGCGCGUGUAACGUAACCCGCGGUUUUUGGCUGGGUUUCCCAUUUAUCGCUACGCAUUGCGCUUUUCGAAUCGAUCGAAAUUUAAUCCAAAAAACUAAACCAUUUUUUUUUUCGUUUUUCAUUUCUCGAUUUUCCUCCCGUUUGUUGGGGGAAAAUAUCCUUCCGGGACGGGGCGUGGUGCGUGGACAUAUUCAUUCCGGUUCAAGACAGGCGCUCAGCAGUGAAAUCAUAGUUAUCGCAGUGCUAGAUGAGUUUUUUUCUUUCGCUUCCCCGGUGUCCGCUAAGAAGACGUAAACGCACACUUGCAACACGUCACGCGUAUACACCAACAUCAGAAGGUAUACGGAAAGAAGAGAAGAAAUAAAACACGCCUCGUGGAAGGAAAAACUCAACGAAUAUAGCGAAAGAAGGGAAAACCACAUCCCAUAACACAACAAAAAGUGCACGAAACAAGAGUGAAACAGCAAAAAACGAGAGAAGAAAAUCGAAGCAAAAAAGUGUAUAAAAUCGUAACGAAAAGUGUGUGUGUGUGUUUUUGUGCGGGGUGCUGUGGAAAGUGAACGAAAACAACGGAGCAAAACAGAGGGAAGAAAAAUCACUGCACAGAAGAAGUAGGCCAAGCGCGUGUGUGGUGGAAGUAACGUACCCCGAUCGCUGCAGUCCGUUGAAAACUUCAACGCCCAUUCGUUCGCGGUGCAAGCAGGCUGUGGACGGAAAGAAAGUGAUCAAGAAAUCAAUCUUGCCCGAUUGCACAAUCGCUCCGACACGUCGCAUACAGAGGAAUCGUUGGCGCUUUCCCCGUGUCGUGUCGUCAGUUUCAGAACGAACGCGUAGAAUUCCGUCAUUUUGCUUGCAUCCUAGAGGGGUAGUUCCUGCGGGGUAAGUUCGUGUAUCGAUUAUCCCAGUGAGUGUGUGUGUUGAUUAAGUGCAUCUUUAAGCGUGUCGUAAGCGCCUCGAAGGAAGGUGAAAAUUUGUUUCCCCUCCCAAGAGCAGUGAAAAGGUGCAAUCGUCCACGUGUCAUCCCCACUCCAGCUUCAAGAUGCACUACGGCCGGAUCGUUUACAGCUGGAACGGGAUGUCCCUGUGCUGACGAUGAGUCAUUCGUGAGUAGCGAGACACUCCUGGGCCCCUCCGAAAAAGUAGUGUUCUCGUUCGCAUCGAUCACAAAUCGGUGUGUGUGUGUGUGUGUGUGCCUAGUGCCGCGUGUGUGAUUUUAGGUUUUCCUACCCAUCUUUAAGCUGUGUUUUCCGCAGUGUGUUUCCUUGUAGAAAAAAAAAAACACCCAUCAGUGGCCUUCAUAGAUUGAAGGGUGUUCAACUUACUCGCGGCCAACGAAGACAUUUCGACAUUUCUCUUUUGCGUUCGGAGAUUGGAGCAUCAAACGGACGAGGACGGAGUGAAGAACCGUACGGCGGUGACACGCGACUGCAGUAGUUUGCCUUUUUUAAACCUCGAAGAAUUUAAAGAUCAUCAAUCGUUGGACGCGGUAGGAAGCUGUAGCUGAUCAAGACUUCGAAGACUGUACGCGUUGCUGCUAGGUGAAGAUCAUUUAGGAGCGGCUUUUUUUGUAGGUCUUCCGGAGUGAUAAAGAUGGCGACUGGCGGCACCCCAACCUGCUUACUGCUGCUGGCCCUGCUCUGCAGCGUGGGCUGGUGUGCAACGGGCGCUGAUCCGACGGCAAACAAAUGUCCCCAGGAGUGCCGCUGUGAGGCGAACUCUACGAUCCGCUGCACCAGUGUGGCCGGACUGAGAAGCCUCGACAAGACGCAACCGAUCGCCCGGCUGGAUCUGUCCGGGCUGGAGCUGACCAAGGUACCGGGCCCGCUGGAGAACGUCCGGAACAUCACCGAGCUGGACCUGUCGCGCAACCGGCUGGCGGAGGUGAGCCACCUCGGCAAGCGCAUCCGCAAGCUCGACCUCAGCCACAACCGCAUCACGUCGGGCAAGCUGGCCCGCAUCCCACCGUUCGUGGAGUCGCUCAACCUGACGUACAACGACAUCACCUACCUGCCGCUGCACCUGAUGAAGCUGAAGCGGCUGCGCUACAUCGAGCUGGCGAACAAUCCGAUCAACUGCACGUGCGAGACGCUCCACAUCCGCAACUGGCUGACGUCGCGCCACGUAUGGUCGGACGAGCACAUCAAGUGUAUGGCGCCGGCCGAGUUUAAGGGCCAGCCGUGGCUGCAGGUCCGCCAGCUGGACGUCUGUGCGCCGACGGUGGUGGCGGAGCGCAAGGGCGGCUACCAGUGGGACGACUACGAGGACGAGAACGAGCUGAUGCUGGGCGAUGCGCCGCACCACGAGGCAAAGGAGGAGGACGAGGAUGACUUCAAGCGGGAGUACCUGCCGGUCGGCGAGAAGGUGAAGCGGCACGAGCCACCGAUCGUGGUGGAUAACAGUGAAGCUGAGGACGCAUCGGGCGAUGGCGGAGUGGCGAUCGGAGAGGAAUCCACUAUUGGCGAGGAGGCACGGCGGAAGGUGUUUGAUGGGCCGACGGUCGAGGGCAGUGGCGAAGAGACGGACCACAGUGCUCGUGUGAUGGCUGCGGAGGUCGAGGAAGAUGUCGAAGGUGAUGAGGACGUCACGGACGAUGGCAGUGGCAGUGGGGGCGGUUUUAUGAUUGACGUCGCACGGGUCCAUGAUCUCGAGCCGACCACGAGCAGCUCGACAGAGACGCCGCUUGACGAGGAGGAACCGGAAGAGGCACCGAUGGGCAUGCCCAACCUGCACGACGGGCUCGGCAUCUUCCGGGACGACAAGGAGGACGACGAUCUCGAACCGACCUCGGAAGAGACCACCUCGGAGGGCACGAACGCACGCGUCAUGGUCGGUGCGGCCGGCAUUAUGAAGACGGCCAGCGAUGGAACGGCGGCCGGUGAUGGAUCGUCCGAAACUCCGCUCGUCGCUGGCGGAGCGCUCGUACCGCCACCGUCGGAGGAAGACAACCAGAAGACCUACCUGCUGCUCGCCAUCCUGGGCAUCAUCGUCGUGUCGCUCAUCGUGAUGGUGGUGUGCAAGCGCAAGCCGGACUCGCGCAACCGCCGCGGCAAGUACGACGUGGAGACGGCAAACGGUACCGGCCGCGAGAUGAAGGAGAUGAACAAGAACCUGCUGGGCGAGAAGGGACCGGCCGACCGGAACGGGCGCGGUGUGCCCGAGCAGACGCCGCUCAUGUCGCCGGACAAAAACGACUACGAGCGGGUGUUCGGCGACCCGCAGAAGACCGCCUUCAGCCCGGUGAAGCCCGUGCGCACCUCGCUCGAGAAGCCGAUGGAAUCGUUCAAACCGAUCGCGGCCGAACGGCGCACGAACGAUGCGGCCGGUGCCCCCGCGGACAACAACAACACGGCCACGCUGCCGAACGGCAACGGUGCGCUGCAGAACGGUGACGGCCCGGCCGGUGUGCACCGGCAGCCGGACCACCCGAACCACCACCAACAACAAGUGCCAUCAGCGAACGGGGACGUGACCGAUCCGGACGGCCACCUGGCGGUGCCGCUCGAGUCGCCCCGCUCGAAACGCUACAGCCCCAUCUACGUGCCUACCUCGCCGAAAUCGGACCGGUACAGCCCGGUGUACUCGCCGGAGACGGGCCGCGUGAAGAUCAAGAUGACCGAGACGCCCAAACCGAAGACGCCGAUCCUGGUGACGCGAAGCCGGUCGCGGGCCGGCGACAUCAUCACCACGAUGGACGACCAGAAGUUCUAGGGCACGGGGGCGCCCGGCGGGCGGUACCGCUGGACACCUCGUGACAUGCUGCCCGGGAGCCGUCGGGUCGUCGUGACUCGUGACCAUGUGUGACGUACGCCGGCGUUAUCUUGCGCGGACGGGGGGGGGUUGUGUGCCUUGAUUGUAAGCGUUGCUGCUGAUAAUCUACUAAUCCUGCCUCGACCUGAUCCUGCUCCGCCCGAUGGGAUGAGAGCGGGUGGUUUUGGGUGGAACGGGACAUCUUUCGUUGCUUCUAUCUGCCGAGCUGGGCGGUGUCAUCUUCAUCGGUGUUUCCUGUGCGGGCUACGGCUAAUGCACAAAAAACACAAAAGAAAACACAUAUUCAUUGCCUUGGUGUGCCUACUGCGUUCCCAUUUGUUUCCCUUUGCCUAGUCCAUCUUUGGAGUCAAAAGAACCCUGAGUCCAGGAGAAAAAAACAACCCGUCUUCCUAUGUAAAAUGAAGUGUUAACACCCCAUGUACCGUCUUGAGCAGUUCUUCGUUUUUUUGUUUUGUUCGCUAGCCAAUAUGAUCUACGCUUGCUUCUUAGUGUGACUGUGGCGGUGUUUGCGAGCCCAUCGAGUGGAACUGUUUCAAGUAAUGUUUUCUUUUGCCGGUUCCGCUGCAACAUGUGAACCAAUGAAAGUUGUACAUAGUGUUAAGGAGAUGCAGAAGAGAAAAGAGGGGAAUGCGACAGAGAUACAGUGAGAUCCUCUACAGUAGGUUGUAGUUGUUAGUCAGCAACCCACAUACACACGCGCAACUCGCACAUCCACACGUGUAUUCUAAUUCUGCCAAAAUGGAAACAAUUGCUAUCCGAGGAGCUAGCUAGGCGCCACAAAAAUUUAAUCGGAAAUUGUAACAAGAAUAAAAGAGAACUUUUAGAAGAAGAAAAGAUACGAAACACAACACACAAAAAAACUAACCAACGAAGCAAGCAGAAGCAAACCAUUAGUGUGUAAAUGAGGAAAAAGGAGAACACGCAAAUGAAAAGGUAAACUGUAACGUAAAUCGCGUAAUCGUAUUCGGUAAGGUAUCAGCUCGUUUUAGGAUAGCAAACUACCCCAAGUUGGAAGAUAUCCGCUGCAAAGAACCAAUGGAUUAGUGCUUUCGAGAGGGAAAUAAGUUUACAAAGGCAGAUAAACUACGGUCAGGAAGGUUACUAGUUCAUGUUUCGUCAGUCGUUCAUCGUAGAGAUAGUGUAAUUUCAUUCUAGUGGCGUGCGGGAAAGUCCUGGAAGCGUGCGCGCGAAAGUUGUACAUUAAGUGUGUCGGGAGCAUAAGCAACACGGGACAGCCAAACAGACAAGCAGAAAACCAUUUUCAGAAACAAAGGGCGGUUGCGAAUAGUUAGAAUAAUUACGCGUACGUUAGUUGGGAAAUCGGGAUGAUGGCGAACGCGAGACGUUCUGUUUUUAAUCGAGUCUUAUAGGUUGUUGAUGUUACUUGUUGUAAUGUUGCUGCGGUACAUUAAGGUGUGCGUGUGUUUGUGUAUUUUAAUGCUGGAGUGGUUUCCCUGCUGCUGCAAAUUCGAGCAACUGCAGUGGGACGUAAUGGUCGGGAAGGAAGCGUAUACCUGUACACAUAUCACCUUUGCCCCCGCCAUUCACAAUUCAGCCUGCUUCGGAGCGACAACCGGCGUUAGAAAAGCUGGACCGGGAGGAAAAGCGGAAAAAAACCAUAAACAGCGCGCGGGUGCAGUUGUUGCUCGUUGUUUUAUUUCGAUGGCCCGAUAAGUUGUAGCAAGGAAACGAGUCACCCAAGAAUGUUUUUCUUCUUGCUUCGUGCGAUUUGCGUAGGAUGAAAUGUAUUUAAAUUUUAUAAAUAAUUUAUACUUCCCGUGAGAAGCUAGGGAGAGAGAGAGAGAGGGAGAGAGCGAACGAGAGUUUUGGGAUGAGAAACCGAUUGUGAAAAAUAAAACGUGCGAAAAUGUUGUAGAGUAAAAUCAA
Messenger RNA from Anopheles arabiensis, 6775 nucleotides. It is a transcript of the gene wdp, whose product is annotated as protein windpipe. The coding region runs from base 2711 to 4828 and encodes 705 amino acids. The transcript has 3 exons. The record is from RefSeq and is a predicted model, not a curated record. Lineage: Eukaryota; Metazoa; Arthropoda; Insecta; Diptera; Culicidae.